Molecule: messenger RNA, 2223 nt
Organism: Nematocida ausubeli
Lineage: Eukaryota; Fungi; Microsporidia
Exons: 1
Coding region: 1-2223 (740 amino acids)
Biological process (GO): retrograde vesicle-mediated transport, Golgi to endoplasmic reticulum; endoplasmic reticulum to Golgi vesicle-mediated transport; intra-Golgi vesicle-mediated transport
Cellular component (GO): COPI vesicle coat
Molecular function (GO): structural molecule activity; protein binding
Source: RefSeq, a predicted model, not a curated record
AUGAAAGACAGGAUAGCAGGCAGAUUUGAGAAGGCGCGUGUAAAACAAGUUGUCUCGCAUAGAAAAGAACCCCUUUCUUUGGUGGUCCUUUACAAUGGAGAAUUUGAAAUGUGGAAUACAAUUAGCAUGUCUAUGAUUAAGUCAGGAAGUAUUGGUGAAAUACCCAUUAGAGCAGCUGCCUUUAUUGAGGACUCUGAGUGCUUUGCAAUUGGGGCUGACGAUGGAAUAGUCAGAAUUUAUUGCAUAGACACAUUUAAGCUAAAGUGCCAGGUGACAGCACACACUGACUUCAUAAGAUAUAUUGCAGUGCACCCAGUCCUUCCGUACCUGGCAACUGCAUCAGACGACACAACAAUCAAGAUAUGGGACUACUCCCAGGAUAUAACUCUGAUUAAAACACUCUCUGGGCACACGCACUUUGUCAUGGGCCUGGACUUUUCUUCAAAGGACAACAAGAUUCUGUACUCGUGCUCACUAGACCACGCAAUUAUUGCAUGGAACAUUGAGACAGGUACACCCAUUAAAACCCUAAGUAAAGCGACUAAAACAGGAUUGAAUGCAGUUAUGGCAGUUACAGACAAGUACAUCAUAGGUGCAGGUGAUGAUGGGAAGAUACAUGUCUGGGAUGCAUCUGCAUACACUCUGAUAACUAGUGUAUCUGGGCACACAGGGCCUGUCACUUCAAUAACACAGACCCCGCACGGGUUUAUAACAGCAGGUGAAGACGGGCUGGUUAAGGAAUGGAGUACAAAGAGGUUUAGGCCAGAGACAGUAACACCUGCUACAGUGCAAAGGGUCUGGAGCACAGCCACCACACGGUCUGGAGACAUACUGGCUGGGGGUGACUCAGGAAUUGCCUUCAUUAAGCAUGCGCAAAGCAGAACACUUUACGCAUUCACUGCCAGGGAUAAGAUCGAUGGAAGAGUGAUACUUGCAGAGAACACGCAAAUCACACAGAUAAAACUCUCUGCCCCAAAUAACCCCAGAGUCGUGUCAUCACUCUCUUUUCUGCCAGACAGAGUGUCUAUCUCGGAAAGUGGCCGGUAUGUUUCUGUUGAGUCUGAUGGAACAGUCUCUGUGUACACAGUUCUUGGGUUUCUUCUGCAGAUAUCCGUCCCAGGGACAUCGCUUGUGUGGACAGGGCCUGAGUCCUUCAUUGUGGUCCAUGCAGGGAAUCUAGUUGUAUACACAGACUUUGAGGCUGACAGAACAAUAAGUGUGCCUGGAGUGCGUGCAGUCUCUGUUGAAGGUGUCUCCAAAACAGAAUAUUUCAUUAGAUCUGCAGCAGAGGAAUCUGAUCCUGUUGCUAGAAUUAUCUCUGUAAGCCAGACUGAUACAACGGCUGUAGAUAUUCUUGAUAUCCCAGGGUGUAUAGGCGUGCACAAGUAUAAGUCUGUCUAUGCUCUCUUCUACCCAGAGAGGGUCGAUAUUAUCUCAGCAGAUGGAAGUGUAAUUAGCACACUUUCCUGCAAAGUUGUCAGUUGGUGCACACAGGAGAACCUUCUGUUCAUACAGACAGGAGGGCAGGUGAUCUAUUCUAUAAUAACCCUGCCUAAGCAAGGCAACCUCCAGAAAGCAGCAAAUAAAAUGCAUGCAAUUGCUUUGAUGGGAGUCACUGGGACUCUUCUUGGUGCGUGCGGGGAUGCACUGUGGUACUUGAUAAAGGAGUCUGGGCGCAUAUGCAUGGAGGAUAUCCCAAGAGAGGUGAUAUCCUGGCAAGAAGGCAUUUUGCUUGGGGAGAAGAGGCCUGUGCCAGAAGGACACUUGCGAGAGUGCAUACACUUUCUGGUCAGUCUGCAUAUGCUUGAGGAGGCAUAUGCUCUGGCAGAUGAUGCAGACGAGAAGUUUGAGCUUCUCAUACAAAUGGGCCGGCUAGAAGAAGCAGAGGAACUGGCAGACACGGAGGCAAAGUGCACUCGAAUGAGCAGCCUCUUUGCGCGUGCAGGAAGAGUAGAGGCAGCCCUUAGAUGCGCCCAGAAGGGCGGGUCCCCAGAGGAUGAAGUUCUUCUGGCAUGCCUUGCAGGAUCAUCCAAGGACAUCUCUACAGCCGCGCACAGGGCAGCAGCUGCAGGCAAGAACCUGGUGGCCCUGGCAGGCGCGUACAAGGCAGAGCAAUUUGAUCUUUGCCAGAAGAUUCUUGCAGGCACUGAGUUUGCCAAAUUAUUUGCCCGUACACACACCAGCUCUCAAGGCACCCAAGCACAGCCAAGCACAAAUGAAUAA